AUGGCUUCGCAAAUCGACGAAAGGGAUGCAGCAAUCGAGUUCGAUUCGGCCGCUGAUUGCUCCAUUUACUCGACGAUCACGGCUGUGGAUCUCUUGGAGUUGCAAGAUGACCCGAUCUCAACGUUGUCAACGGCUCACGAUGCAUCGGUUUAUUCGCUCUUGGAGAGCGUGAUCAGUGUGAGCAUGGUGAAUUUUGCAAAGGAUACGGUUUAUCAAGAGGACGUGGAUUUGUCGACCGCCUGGGAGUGCUCGGAUCCAUCGUGCUACACGCCGGCUCGAAACACGUGCAUCGUUGAAUUUUCGGAUGGCUUUCUUGUUCCUGAGGCUGUGUCGCUUGAGUCGGUGUUGAGUGAGAAUGUUUCCUUCUACGAGGUGAUGCCGAGCGAGAUUGAAGUUGAACCCACUUUUGCCUAUCAGACGUUCGGCGGUGUACGUGCAAUCGAUUCGCUUGAUGAAGUCUCUAAGCGAACCACCACCAAGUUGAUCCCCGUUUUCCCUGAAUACACUCAAUUUGCUUGGAAUGAUGUGAAGACAGAUGUCUCUGAGCGUUCAAUGAGCCCAUCGGAGAUCGAGGUCGAGUUUGAGCCGUGGAACGAGUGGUGCCGUGGCUUUGUCGACGGUGGAAAGCAACAACAA
Molecule: messenger RNA, 636 nt
Organism: Mesorhabditis belari
Lineage: Eukaryota; Metazoa; Nematoda; Chromadorea; Rhabditida; Rhabditidae
Source: the annotation of a GenBank genome assembly